CUCCACUUCCUGGUAUUCCACACGGAGGAGGUCCAUGAUGUCUUGCGUAUCUGGGACGGUCCUCAGGAUGGAGGGGUCCUCCUGAGGGAGCUCAGCGGCUCGGCCCUUCCCCCUGACGCCCACAGCACCUUCAACACUGUCAGCCUCCAGUUCACCACCGACUUCUUCACCUCCAAACAGGGCUUCGCUCUGCAGUUCUCUGGUAAGGAGGGGUAGAGUCGGUGUGUGUCAACGUGUAGUGGAGGGGGUGAGGUUUGUGGAGUGGUGUGUAUGUGUAUGUGGUGGGGAAGUGUUUGUAUCUGUUCAUCUUAAGAGGCUAUAUAAAUCCAUAUAGAAAGUAUCUGUCAUAUUUAGAGGCUAUAUAAAUCCAUAUAGAAAGUAUCUGUCAUAUUUAGAGGCUAUUUAAAUCCACAUAGAAAGUACAAGUGUCUGCUAAAUGACAUAGUAAUGGAUCCUAACCUGAGAUAGUUGUGGGUAACUUAGUGACUUGAUGUAAAUAAUGUAUACAUGUCAAUGGAAAAUUAAGAUAUAUUGAGUUUCUAUUCAGCCCUAAAUAUAUGUACUAUAGAGUUGAAAACAGCCAUUAUCUUCACUCCACUAACAUCCUUGUGUCUUCCUCUGUCUCCAGUGUCUACUGCUACGUCAUGUAACGACCCAGGUCUGCCCGCCAACGGGACUCGUAGUGGGGACAGCAGGGAGCCUGGAGACGAUGUGCUGUUCCAGUGUGAUCCCGGUUACGUCCUGCAGGGGGCCACCAAGAUCACCUGCACGGAGAUCAACAGCCGCUUCUUCUGGCAGCCUGACCCACCCACCUGCACAGGUAACUACACAGUCAUGUUACCAAACCAUAUAGCCACCUACACAGGUAACUAAAUACACAGUCAUGUUUCCUACCAAACCAUAUACCCACCUGCACAGGUAACUAAAUACACAGUCAUGUUUCCUACCAAACCAUAUACCCACCUACACAGGUAACUACACAGCUUUACAUUACCAACCCAGUCUGUACCAAUGGUACCUACCUACCAACUGAACCUGCUACAACAAGACCUGCUACAGUACUCCAGAUGAUGAUCAUACCAUGUAGUUUCUCUGCUACCUGCAACAGUACUCCAGAUGAUGAUCAUACCAUGUUGUUUCUCUGCUACCUGCUACAGUACUCCAGAUGAUGAUCAUACCAUGUAGUUUCUCUGCUACCUGCUACAGUACUCCAGAUGAUGAUCAUACCAUGUUGUUUCUCUGCUACCUGCUACAGUACUCCAGAUGAUGAUCAUACCAUGUUGUUUCUCUGCUACCUGACAGUACUCCAGAUGAUGAUCAUACCAUGUAGUUUCUCUGCUACCUGACAGUACUCCAGAUGAUGAUCAUACCAUGUAGUUUAUCUGCUACCUGCUACAGUACUCCAGAUGAUGAUCAUACCAUGUUGUUUCUCUGCUACCUGACAGUACUCCAGAUGAUGAUCAUACCAUGUAGUUUCUCUGCUACCUGACAGUACUCCAGAUGAUGAUCAUACCAUGUAGUUUCUCUGCUACCUGCUACAGUACUCCAGAUGAUGAUCAUACCAUGUAGUUUAUCUGCUACCUGACAUAGCCUUUCCUACAACCACCACUUGAUUGCAGUACUCGUCCUAUCUCCACAGCUUAGUAUGGUUCAGUACGUUAAUACCACUUCAAGACACAGCUACUCCUAUGUGGAAUCCUCCUCAGUGACAACAAACCCAAUUGACUCCUUGUCUUUCUGUCUGUCCCCUGGAUAUCAGUCUGCACUCUGCGCUAUUCAGCCCACAGAGAGGAUGGGUCCCCAAUGGCAUCCUGUUCCCUAUAUCGUUCACUACUUCUGACCAGAGCCGUAUGAUUCCAUGGUCUAAAGUAGUGCACUAUAUAGGGAACAGGGUGCCAUUAAGAUGGCCUCAGUAAUAGCAGACAAACAGCCUCUCAGACAUAAUGAAUGACUGCUAUUCAUUCUCUAUGAUAACAGAGGGCUCCAACUUUGGGCGAGAGAGAGAGAGAGAGAGAGAGAGAGAGAGAGAGAGAGAGAGAGAGAGAGAGAGAGAGAGAGAGAGAGAGUAAUUAACAACAGCAAUUAAGACAUUGUAAUUAGCUGCCUUGUUUAAUCAGGGCCAGGCUUAAUUAGUUUGAACGUUCCUUUGAAAACACAAACAGAGGGAUAGAGGUUGUGGGUGUUCCUGGAUCCAAGAGUUACAGGUGAAAACCUAACAGGGUUUAAUAUCCACAGGCAUUAGUCGUCUCAAUACUGUAAAACCACUUAGGUGUCCUUUAAUGACUUAGCCAAAUACAUUAUAUGGACACUGCAGUGUGGUGACCUAUUCAAAUACAUUAUACUGAAUGGACUCUGCAGUGACUUAGUCAAAUAUAGGGGUCUGUUUAGCUCGAUAGCAAACCACACACCCUCAGAAGCCAGAGCUAGCUAUGCUAAUAGAAUACAGCACAUGAAGCCAAUGGAUUGGGUCCUGCAGUCAUUUAGUCAGUUAUCCACAUAGGAGAACUUUGGUGACUUAGCCAACUUCAGAGCAUCUUUUUAGCUCAGCAGGAAAACCACAUGGCCACAGAAGUUAGUGACUGUUUGAUUUCAUCCAGCAGUCUGCUAUGCAGUAGAAGUAGAUCCUGGGGACGAGGAUAGGAAAAGUAUGAUUCAGCAGGUAGAAGGGUUUCUUCCAAUGGAGUGGCUUACUAGUUCCUCCAUCAUUGGAACUACUUUAUAAUGUGAUCUGGUUAUCUCUCUCCCUGUAUCAUCAUGUGUCCUCUCUCUCCCUGUAUCACCAUGUCUCCUCUCUCUCCCUGUAUCAUCAUGUUUCCUCUCUCUCCCUGUAUCAUCAUGUUUCCUCUCCUCUCUCUCCCUGUAUCAUCAUGUUUCCUCUCUCUCCCUGUAUCAUCAUGUUUCCUCUCCUCUCUCUCCCUGUAUCAUCAUGUCUCCUCUCUCUCCCUGUAUCACCAUGUCUCCUCUCUCUCCCUGUAUCAUCAUGUCUCCUCUCUCUCCCUGUAUCAUCAUGUCUCCUCUCUCUCCCUGUAUCACCAUGUCUCCUCUCUCUCCCUGUAUCACCAUGUCUCCUCUCUCUCCCUAUAUCAUGUCUCCUCUCUCUCCCUGUAUCAUCAUGUUUCCUCUCUCUCCCUUUAUCAUCAUGUUUCCUCUCCUCUCUCUCCCUGUAUCAUCAUGUCUCCUCUCUCUCCCUGUAUCACCAUGUCUCCUCUCUCUCCCUGUAUCAUCAUGUCUCCUCUCUCUCCCUAUAUCAUAAUGUCUCUUCUCUCUCCCUGUAUCAUAAUGUCUCCUCUCUCUCCCUGUAUCAUCAUGUCUCCUCUCUCUCCCUGUAUCAUCAUGUUUCCUCUCUCUCCCUGUAUCAUCAUGUCUCCUCUCUCUCCCUGUAUCACCAUGUCUCCUCUCUCUCCCUAUAUCAUGUCUCCUCUCUCUCCCUGUAUCAUCAUGUUUCCUCUCCUCUCUCUCCCUGUAUCAUCAUGUUCCUCUCCUCUCUCUCCCUGUAUCAUCAUGUUUCCUCUCUCUCCCUGUAUCAUCAUGUUUCCUCUCCUCUCUCUCCCUGUAUCAUCAUGUUUCCUCUCCUCUCUCUCCCUGUAUCAUCAUAUUUCCUCUCCUCUCUCUCCCUGUAUCAUCAUGUCUCCUCUCUCUCCCUGUAUCACCAUGUCUCCUCUCUCUCCCUGUAUCACCAUGUCUCCUCUCUCUCCCUGUAUCAUCAUGUCUCCUCUCUCUCCCUGUAUCAUCAUGUCUCCUCUCUCUCCCUGUAUCACCAUGUUUCCUCUCUCUCCCUGUAUCAUCAUGAGUCCUCUCUCUCCCUAUAUCAUAAUAUCUCCUCUCUCUCCCUGUAUCAUCAUGUCUCCUCUCUCUCCCUGUAUCAUAAUGUCUCCUCUCUCUCCCUGUAUCAUCAUGUCUCCUCUCUCUCCCUGUAUCAUCAUGUUUCCUCUCUCUCCCUGUAUCAUCAUCGCUCCUCUCUCUCCCUGUAUCAUCAUGUCUCCUCUCUCUCCCAUGUAUCAUCAUGUUUCCCUCUCUCUCCCUGUAUCAUCCAUCGCUCCUCUCUCUCCCUGUAUCACCAUGUCUCCUCUCUCUCCCUAUAUCAUGUCUCCUCUCUCUCCCUGUAUCAUCAUGUUUCCUCUCCUCUCUCUCCCUGUAUCAUCAUGUUCCCUCUCCUCUCUCUCCCUGUAUCAUCAUGUUUCCUCUCUCUCCACAUAUCAUCAUGUUUCCUCUCUCUCCCUGUAUCAUCAUGUUUCCUCUCCUCUCUCUCCCUGUAUCAUCAUGUCUCCUCUCCUCUCUCCCUGUAUCAUCAUGUUUCCUCUCCUCUCUCUCCCUGUAUCAUCAUGUCUCCUCUCAUCUCUCCCUGUAUCAUCAUGUUUCCUCUCCUCUCUCUCCCUGUAUCAUCAUGUUUCCUCUCCUCUCUCUCCCUAUAUCAUCAUGUUUCCUCUCCUCUCUCUCCCUCUAUCAUCAUGUCUCCUCUCUCUCCCUGUAUCAUCAUGUUUCCUCUCCUCUCUCUCCCUGUAUCAUCAUGUCUCCUCUCAUCUCUCCCUGUAUCAUCAUGUUUCCUCUCCUCUCUCUCCCUAUAUCAUCAUGUUUCCUCUCCUCUCUCUCCCUCUAUCAUCAUUUUUCCUCUCUCUCCCUGUAUCAUAGCUCCAUGUGGAGGGAACCUGACGGGCCCCACUGGGCUGAUCCUGUCCCCAGACUACCCCGAGCCGUAUCCUCACGGACGAGAGUGUGACUGGACUGUCUCUGUCACCCCUGACUACGUCAUCGCACUCAACUUCAACCAGUGAGUGUUACCCUGGGCACUAAUGGCAUACGCACAUAGGCUACACACCAUGCAUGGAUAUUGUCAAUGUUGACGUCAACUAAAUUCCAUUUUUCUGUCGCAGUCAACUUCAACCAUUGAGAAUGACACUGAUUACACACAUAGAGGCAAAUCCUAACUUCCAAUUAAAAUGUUCACUUUGUCAUGCAUUGAUGCCAAUGGGAGACUUUAAGUCGAAGUUUGGAUUCGCCUCCAUAGAAACCAUGCAAGGACAGUAUCAACAUUAUUGUAUGGUCAGUUCAUAGGUUCAAGAAUACUCCUUACCCACAUUAUUCCCUGGUCAGUUCAAAAACACGUUGCACUAUUCACAUCUAUGGUAGCUAGGUAUGAAAAACACAUGUUACACUAUUCAAAUUAUCAUGAUAUAUUUUCUAUUAUAAACUGGGUGGUUCGAGCACUGAAAUCGGAUUGGCUGACAGCUGUGGUAUAUCAGACCGUAUACCACUGGAAUGACAAAACGUUUCUUUUGUAUUGCUCUAAUUACGUUGGUAACCAGUUUAUAAUAACAAUAAGGGAGUUUGUGGUAUAAAUUGUUCCUAAGAACAUCCCAUAUUGGCCAUAUACCACAUGCCCUCGUGCCUUAUUGGCCAUAUACCACAUGCCCUCGUGCCUUAUUGGCCAUAUACCACAUGCGCUCGUGCCUUAUUGCUUAAAUGUAACCUACUCUCUCCAUCUCUGUGUUGUUCAGGUUCAGUCUGGAGCCCAGCUAUGACUUCCUCCAUAUCUAUGAUGGUCCUGACUCCCUCCACCCUCUGCUGGGGAGUUUCUACGGUACUGACGUCCCCGACCGCAUCGAGAGCAGCUCCAACACACUGUUCCUCGCCUUCCGCAGUGACGCAUCUCUCAGCAGCAACGGCUUCAUCCUGCAGUACACGGGUAGGUCGCCCCCUAGUGCCGGGAGGAGUGAAGUGCUUCUGUGUUUUUGGUCUUUUGUAGUAGUGGUUUUGUAGUACUGGAGAAUGAGAAGUGGGGGAAAGAGAGAGAUGGGUGGGGCGAGAGAGAGAGAGAGAGAGAGAGAGAGAGAGGUGGAUGAGGGAGAGAUGGGGGAGAAAGAGAGAGAGAAAAAGAGAGAGAGAGCGAGGUAGAUCAGAGAGAGAGAGAGUUGGGAGAGAGAGAGGUGGGUCAGAGAGAGAGAUAAAUAGAGAGAGAGAGAGAGUGUGUGUGUGUGUGUGCCAAAGCUCUGUUUGAUCAAUGUGUCUCUGUCGUCUGUCGCCACACUAAAGGCUUCUGAUAAAUUAGAGCAAACGGACGUUUGUUGUUAAACACUCCUUUGGCUCGGUGUGCUGACCGACCCCGCUUUGUGGUUUGUUUGGAGCGCCGUCUAAGCUUGUUUGAUCACAGGCGACAGUACAAUACGGUACAAACUGUUUGUACACGAUCACAGACAAUCACAACCGCCCCUGUGUGUGUGGGUGUAUGUGUUUCAGUUGGUCUGGUAACUGAUCUGUGUGUUGUGUUUGCGGUUGUGUCUCGGAGGGUUGGGAUCCUGUAGUGGUGAACAUCUGUCAUCAGGAAUAGAGGAUUCAACAUAUUUGGAAAUGAAAGGGGCAACAUCAGUUGGGACUUUUCUUUAAAGACCUGGGCUUAUAGCCUAGAGAACUCAAUAAGGGCUAUUGUGUUAGAGUAGGCAAAGCUAAAAGACAGGGAGUAUCCUGUAAACUCUGUUUGGGGUAAUCACAGUCAGCUUUGAAUGUAUUACUGAACUUCACUAAACACCUUUUGGUUGAAUAAGGUACAGAAUUUUGGGUAAUAUGAGUACUUAACAUUUUGGAAUGGUAGAUCGUAACAGGAAAGUAGACAUGAAAGGACAA
Coregonus sp. 'balchen' is the source of this 6618-nucleotide messenger RNA. Lineage: Eukaryota; Metazoa; Chordata; Actinopteri; Salmoniformes; Salmonidae. The record is from the annotation of a GenBank genome assembly.